Aspergillus welwitschiae is the source of this 791-nucleotide messenger RNA. RefSeq lists its product as uncharacterized. The record is from RefSeq and is a predicted model, not a curated record. Lineage: Eukaryota; Fungi; Ascomycota; Eurotiomycetes; Eurotiales; Aspergillaceae. The coding region runs from base 67 to 453 and encodes 128 amino acids. The transcript has a single exon.
AAUAGCGCUCCGACUUGUUUCCACUCGCACGAUGCAGCGCUGAACUACCGUAUAUUUGUGCGGAUCAUGCAGUGUACCGGAGUUUUUCGAGACUUAUACAGUCCAGAAAUAUCCUAUCAUGAGCGAGAAUAUGACGAAGAGACGUACUGGGUGCAGCAGUUGAUUUAUAUUGCACAGUGGAGCGAUAUGCGCACAUCGCUCACCAAAAAACAGCCACACUAUUGGAUUCUCUGGGUUGCUCCUGGCAGCAAUCCUUCGAUGUCGGAGUCUUCCAGUGGGGCUGCAGAUCCAAGACUGGCUCCAGACAGGGAGCUUUUCCGAUAUAUCAAACCUUUGGUGUCGUCAAAGCCAUCAACCAAUUGGGGAUGGCUGGCCGAGACACGUUUGCAGUCACCCAGCCAGUGGAUGAUGGAGGUGGAACGCCCAAAAUUACCUCCUACAACAGUCAGUUGAUCACAAGCCUCAUAUUCCAUGGAAAAUAUCAGGGCCUUGACCGUCACUUUGAAGAGUGCAUAUCUCUAGAGGCCUAGAGGUUGGGGAAUUCUGCCGCGAUUGAAAUCUUCUGUGUCAUUUGCCGACAAUGCUCGAAAAGCAAUCGCAAGUUGACUCGGUUCCAUUGCGCUGUUGCCGUUGCGCCCAUAAUUCCCGUGCGCGUUUGAACCGAAACCAGUAUACGGUCCUACGAUAAAAAAUGUCGAGCUCUCAUGUUUCCAGAGCACAGCUUGAGAAUGUCACCAGCGGGGUUCGACCUGAAAGCAAGGCCACGGGUAUCGUCGUGGUCCGUGACAAAC